Molecule: messenger RNA, 2343 nt
Organism: Mollisia scopiformis
Lineage: Eukaryota; Fungi; Ascomycota; Leotiomycetes; Helotiales; Mollisiaceae
Exons: 3
Coding region: 260-2131 (623 amino acids)
Source: RefSeq, a predicted model, not a curated record
CCUUGGUCUUGUUGUUGGACAAAUCUAGACCAGUGGGCCCUCGAGCCUGUAGUAGCAGCCGGAUCAAGCCUCAAUAUGCUAUUAUUGUCUUUUGUCGCAUGAGUCCUGUUUGAAGUCUUUCCUCGAGGCUGAACUUCCUCACGACAAAGACCACGACCCGAGUACUCCCACAAGCCUCGGACCCCGACUUCUGUUUGACUGUCGCACACAAUUUGAGGUUCUACCCGGGCGCAUAAAGGAGUCUCUGACGACCACGAUCAUGUCUGUUCAUAGUCGCUCGUCCGUUUCCAGGAGACCCGUUGGCGCUCAGGUGAAUUCGAACUCUGGACAGCCUUCUUCUCCUGUGCCAAGCCACGUAUCGAGGAGUUCUGUGUCGAGCGAUCCUAUUCCGUACGACAUCUGGGUUGGUCCCGAUAUUCCUUUUCGACCUGCUAACACCGCUGCCCCGCCAUCUGCUCCCCCAAACGACCCUUCAGUCUUGGCCCAGCAAAAUCAAUCCGUGAUGGAGAAUAUGCCUCCACCUCAAUUUAGCCAAGCCCAAACUGGAGGCGCCGAGUUCUCAAGUACCGAACCCACACAGUCUACCAAUGCAGCACCUUGGCAGCCGGCCCCCACUGAAGAAUCGUAUAUGAGCCAUUCUACCUUGGAGGUAGUCCCAGAGGCCUACUUCAACAACUUCUGGAGCCCGGAACCAAAAGUUGCUCCUGAGCCCGCACCAGGUAUCCAGGCCCAACCUCAGAUUAAACCAGUCAGCACUGGUUGGGCGGUUGCUUCGCAUGAACCUCUCCAGAACCAGUCACCAUCUCAACCUAGCCAAAACGCUCAAACCCACUCACAGAAUAACUUGUCUAGCACUGGCUGGGCAGUUGCUUCACCAGAACCUUUUCAAAGCCCAUCUUCAUCUCAACCUCCACCAAAUGUUCAAGCUCAUCCGGAAAGCACUGUAUCCAGUACGGGAUGGUCUGUUGCUUCACAGGAGCAAAGUCAAUAUCAGGCACCGUCGGUAUCUCCAACGAUUGUUCAACCUCAACCUCAAAGUCAUGUAUCUAGUACUGGUUGGGCGGUUGCGGCGGAGAAUUUCCAAAGUCAAAACCAGCAAGCAUCGCACUCUCCAACAAACGUUCAAACCCGACCGCAGAGUACCGUAUCUAGCACAGGCUGGGCCAUAGCUACCCCAGAGCCUUUUCCCAACCAAGCUUCUUCAGCUCACUAUCCACCAGCUGAAGACCUUUCUCCACUCAGCAUGCCAGGAAUGACCGCAACUGCUGUUCCACCACCUCAGUUCUCUGGUGGACGCGCACCAUCCGUAGCUUCCUCCCAUAUGACCACCCCGUCAGUAAAUGGAGUGGAACCAAUUCGACGUCAGUCUGUGGCUACACAUGCACCUUCAAGAAUGCCAUCCAACGCUCGCCCACCAGUCUUAAACUAUAAUCAACCUCGAAGCCUAGAGACAGCGUCAUUCGCAAGUGUCUGUUGUCAAUGUUCGAAUGCUAUCCUUUACAACACUUACUACUACAACUGCACUUACUGCAAGCUUGAUAUCUGCGGCACUUGUUUCCAAGCUGGAACACAUCCCUGGACUCAUCUACCAUCUAUGGUCAGACUCAAUGCCCAAGAGACCAAAGCUGGAGAUAGACGUCAAGACAAACAAUGUCAGUCUUGCAAAGCUAUGAAGCAUCGGAGAAUGGAUUGUGAUGAAUGCCCCUAUUCAAUCUGCUUGUCUUGUUACAGCAACGCCGCCGUUCCAGCUCAUCAGCACAAGUCGUUCCAGCUGAAAGCUACACCGGGUCUUACUCUUUGUGUAAGAAGAGGCGAUGGAUCGCCGUGCUGCACAAAACCUUCUUUCGGACAUUGUGGACGUUGUUAUACUCCUUGGAAGCCGGAAGAGUGGAUGGUGCAAUGCAAGACCUGUUUAUUUGAGUUCGAGGAAGUCGUGGCAUUGUGUCUUCAUUGCGACUCGGAGAUCAUGUCUGCAUGUAGACAAAGCAGACAUCAAAUGGUAUCGAUGAAGUGCCGGCAGAAAUUGAGAAGUGAACAAGGAGGGCAGACUCAUGCAUCUGUUGAAUGUACAGAAUGUGCUAUACGUAAGGGAAACCCCGAGGCUGUCGACCAACUGCUGAUCAAUCUUUAGAGUUCCAAUCCAUGACGGACAUAUCAUUUCUGAGACAUCCUCAUGCCAACUAUGACUUCCUAUUCUUCACUGAAGAUAGAGAACAACUGUUCGCCGCUGUCUACAGAAGCUGCAAGAAAAAGACCCCUAGAAAGGACACUCCUCUUCCACCUAGUGCCACUACCACUAAGUGCAGCUAUUGUCAUCACAGUAAGUGUUGUCCUAGUCUUCGU